CCGAGGCUCUUGGAGGGAGGACGGAUAAACGCCGCUGACGGUACCGGAUUUGAUACCAGAGGGAGGGAGGGAUGCCACGGUGAUUUCCCUCUUUUCUCUCCCGACACCCACCUCCUUACAACAAACACCACUUAAUUCUCCUUAUCAAGACGCACUACUGCUCUGUCUAUCUUUUUUUUUUUUACCCUCUAUUUUUUCUACUCAUCUUUGAACCCGCAUGGUUGGUUAGGUAUUUUUGCCUCUGCGCUCCAGCGGAUAAAACAUAGGAGAGAGAACAUUUUGGGUUUGAGGAGAACUGACUAGGCUCUGCUUUAUUUUGUUUUUUUUCCCCAUCUCUACUCAAAGCGCACAAAAACAGAAAAACUGGGUUUUCAAUCAGUGGAUGUGUUGGACAUCUGAGGAAAGAGAGAAAAGAAGCAAUACUAGUUGAGACAAGUGAUCGUUUUCGCCUGGCUUGUAUGUAUUGGGGAAAUUUCCUUGGAGAGACGGACUGCGCACGGACACUCACUUACAAGCAGAUCUGUGUUGCCGUCUAGAGGAGAAAACCCUCAACGUGUCCGACACCAGUAAUGAGCUAAAGGCUUUGUGAUUAGAGGAGAGAGAGCGUGAACGACCUGUGAGAGAGAAGAAGAAGAAGAAGGAGGAGAAGAAAGGCAGUGACGCGAAAGACGGUGAUGAAUAUCCGUACCAACAGGCCCCAUAUCAGCUAAUGAACUAGGAAGUUCAUCAACAACAUUUCAUUAGCUAAAACAGGAUAUCACCUCAGUGGGAGCGGAGCUCCGCUGAGAGGAACCAGAAAGUAAGGGGUGGAGUGAAGUGCACGGCUGCUCAGGUUGGGCAAGAUGGCAAUGCAGAAGCGACAGGGCCUUGGGCCACUGAGGGCCUUCCUGGUGUUGGUGGGAGUUUCUGCACUCUGUAGCGUUGCAUUAGGAACCCGAAAAGGAAACGCUUCUUUGGAUCAGAGGGCCCACAAACACAGACAUCCAGGUCACAUUUCGCUGCAUAAACACAGACAGAGGGGAGGAAAGGAAGGGCAGGUACUCCACAGGUCCAAACGAGGAUGGGUCUGGAAUCAGUUCUUCGUCAUUGAAGAGUACACGGGACCUGACCCAGUGCUGGUGGGCAGGCUCCACUCAGACGUAGACUCAGGCAUUGGCAACAUCAAGUAUAUCCUGUCCGGCGAAGGUGCGGGAACGAUCUUUGUUAUUGAUGACAAGACAGGCAACAUCCAUGCUACAAAAACUCUGGACCGUGAGGAGCAGGCCCAGUACACUUUAACAGCCCAGGCCGUGGACAGAGGCACUAAUAAGCCUCUGGAGCCUCCAUCGGAGUUCAUAGUGAAAGUUCAAGACAUCAACGAUAAUCCUCCUGAGUUUCUGCAUGGGCCGUACUAUGCCAGGGUGCCUGAGAUGUCCAACGUUGGUACGUCAGUGAUACAGGUGACAGCUACAGAUGCUGAUGACCCCACCUAUGGAAACAGUGCCAGGCUGGUGUACAGCAUACUGCAAGGACAACCGUAUUUCUCUGUGGAGCCUCAGACAGGUAUAAUUCGUACGGCCUUGCCAAACAUGGACCGUGAAGCACGCCAGGAGUAUGAUGUCGUCAUCCAGGCCAAAGACAUGGGUGGUCACAUGGGUGGGCUGUCGGGGACCACUGAGGUUAAAAUCACCCUCACAGACGUCAACGAUAACCCUCCAAAAUUCCCACAGAGUGUAUAUCCCAUGUCUGUAUCAGAGGAUAAAGUGCCAGGAGAAGAGGUGGGCCGCCUUAAGGCCAAGGACCCCGACCUCGGAGACAACGGACUGGUGAACUACCGCUUAAUAGACGGAGAUGGAAUGAGCAUGUUUGAACUGAGCACUGACUCUGAGACCAGAGAGGCUGUUAUUAAACUGAAGAAGCCAGUGGACUUUGAAACAAAAAGAUCAUACACCUUGAAGGUGGAGGGAUCCAACCCUCACGUGGACCCUCAAUAUCUGGCUUGGGGGCCUUAUAAGGACGAAGCCACAAUAAAGAUAUCAGUAGAGGAUGCAGAUGAGCCUCCUGUGUUUGUAGCUCCCAGUUACACUUUUGAGGUAGAAGAGAAUGCGCCUGAAGGCACCCUGGUGGGACGAGUCCAUGCCAAGGACACUGAUGUUGCCAACAAUCCUGUCAGGUACAUGAUCCCUCGCUACACAGACGUAGAGCAGUUCUUCAGCGUAAACUCAGAAGAUGGCAUGAUUACCACAACAAGACCACUGGACAGAGAAACACAGGCCUGGCAUAAUAUAUCGGUGUCAGCCACAGAGAUAGGAGGCCACCACCAAGACACCAAAGUGCGUGUUAACAUCAAAGUGAAAGAUGUAAAUGACAACUCCCCAGAGUUCGCUACCAACAACGAAGUCCUGAUGUGUGAAACUGUCGCACCAGGGAAGGUUAUUGAAACAGUAAGUGCAGUGGACAAAGAUGAGAUGGCUCACAGACAACACUUCACAUUCAGCCUCGCUCCGGAAGUCGCCCACAACCACAACUUCUCCCUCAAAGACAACAGAGACAGCACAGCAAGUAUCUAUGUGCUCCGUAAAGGAUUCAGCCGUCUGACCCAGGACGUCUAUUACCUUCCCAUCGAGAUAAAUGACAACGGGUUCCCUGCUAUGAGCAGCACCAACACCCUGACCAUCAGAGUCUGUUCCUGUGACAGCAGAGACACCAUCCUGUCCUGUAACGUGGAGCCCUACGUCCUACCUGCUGGUCUCAGUACCGGGGCAUUAAUAGCUAUAUUGGCCUGCAUUGUGAUUCUGCUGGCAAUAGUGGUGUUGUUUGUUGCACUGAGGCGUCAGAAGAAGGAGCCACUGAUCGUGUUUGAAGAGGAGGACAUCAGGGAGAAUAUUAUCACUUAUGAUGACGAGGGAGGUGGAGAGGAGGACACGGAGGCUUUCGACAUCGCUACACUGCAGAACCCGGAUGGUGCCAACGGUUUCCUGCCAAGAAAGGACAUCAAACCGGAGCUUCAAUAUCCCAUCCGGCCCGGUGCUGGCCAUACUGCAGCCAACAGCGUUGAUGUCGAUGACUUCAUUAAGACUCGAAUUGCAGAGGCUGACAGUGACCCGACUGCACCUCCAUACGACUCCAUUCAGAUCUACGGAUACGAAGGCAGAGGAUCAUUGGCUGGGUCAUUGAGUUCCCUCGAGUCUGUCACAACAGAGUCUGACUUGGAUUAUGACUAUCUGCAGAGUUGGGGGCCGAGGUUUAAGAAGCUGGCAGAUUUGUACGGGACCAAAGACUGCUCCAUUAAUGAUGGGGAUGAUGGUGAAGACUCUUAACAGUGGUCUUACUGAGUGGACGCCCCCGACUUCUGAUUUAUUGAUUCCAUGAGGAUUUGUUAACUGAGGUUUAACACUUCCCAGUACCCGAUUGUUACCAACUACAACCUGAUCAGUUCAUGCCAAUUUGUCAACGGAUGUUAACAGCUCUCCCUCCCAUGGCGCCUCCUUGGUCCUCCAAGAUGAUUUGUUAAUGAACACAUAAUGAACGCUUGGACUCAAACAGCUCCCAGCUUUUUUCCAAUUCUCUCCUUUCCCACAUAUGUCUUUUUCCCUCUCUCUUUCUACAGACUUGAGCAUCGGAGGGCUGGAAGAUUUGUUAUGUCACCAGUUUGUCGGUUUGAGAGUAAACUGUUGGGGAAAAAAUGUUGCUGUAUGAUCAAAAUGACUUGCUUAUAGCCAACUGUUUAGUUUAUUAGAGGUUAUCUAUACUUUUGUGGACUGGAUUCACGUACUUCCUCAAAAGGUUCCUGAGAGAUUUUAUUCCCAUAACAGGUUCCACAGUCGGCUUUAUUUUCCUUAGCUCCACUCUUUGUGGUGUAUAUAAAAGGACACGCAGAAAGAGAGUAAGAGAGAGAUACAAACAAAUUGAAAGAAAAAGUUACUAUGGGAUCCAGCAACCGCCUGAUGUUAUGAAAGAGAAAUAAAAGGUAAUGAAGAUUCAAAGUUGUAUUUGUUUGUGCAGAAUUCAGCAGGUACUGUGGUUUAGAUAGCGUUACAGACUCUGGGUUGUUGAUACUUUGAAGACGCUCAAGGCAUCUUCACAGUAUGGUGGCCUUAUAAUAAAUAUUCAACAACUCCAGGGGUAAACACAACAAGAGUAAUGAUGGAGACCGCUACCUUCAGCAGCUACACGCAGACAGAUGAACACACAAGGACUGAGUAUCUGUGAAAAUACUACACAAAUACUGUUUUUAUUUUACUCCCAAAAAGAAAGAGACAGAACCUGGAUUCAAUUUAAAGACUGUGGAUGAUUUUUUGUUUUCAUUCUUCACGGCAGAGAAGACGUGAAAAGAAAAGCUGCCCUUCUCCACGCCCCUGUGUCACCAUUCCUCCCAUCAACAAUCACUCCCCAUACCGAGUCCACCAAUGAAUGAUCGCUUCAUCAUUCAGAGUCCUCCAAUGAUGAUCAAUCACAAUGAGUAAAAACCUGUGAGCUCUAAAAAUCGCCUUAAACUUAAUGGACACUCUUGCAACGCAGUGCAUUCUCUUUUUUUCUCCUUUUGUUUCUUUUUGUAACUUGAAAAGUAUACUCAGAAAGCAAACUCUUCUCCAUGUUAGGUAUGUACAGAGCAAUGUGCAGACAUGUGAUAUAACACUUUGAGGAUCCAACUUGCGCCUCGUGCACUCUUAAAAAGGGGAUGUGCCGUUUCUGCCAGUGCAGUAAAUGUAGACCGGGAAAAUGUGCAUUGUGUUUUUUCCCCAACACCACCUAUGUUGGCAGCAACAUCUGUUGUAUCAACAUGUGUUGCUAUUUAAACAUAAGAUGUGCACAUUGGAAAAUAACACAAAGGUGUGUUUACUGAGCCACAUAUACGGAGAGGCUGAAACCAGAACAUCCUUUUUAAGUGUGUAGAUUUGUGUUCAAUCUCUUUUUAAUGUUAUUAUAUUAUUAUGAUUAUUAUUGCUGUUUUUUUAUUAUAAUUAUUAUUAUUGUUAUUAUCAUUAUUAUGACAAUAAUUGUUUUCUCUUUGGCUGCAGCCACACAGGAACAAAUUCAUGUUUAACUCUUUGCAGCUCGGAUUUGAUGUUCUUUUGGUUGUCUAAACAUGGAGAGACUACAUACUAUUCGAUUUUCAUUUUUGGACAGCUAUAAGAAAUGCACUGCCAAAAGUUAAAUGUCAGCUUUGGUUCAUGCCUGUGUGAAAACACCCUCUCUAAUUUCCUUUGUUUUUGUUUCAUUUUCUGUUUUCAUUAUUUGGCGUUUCUUCGUUCUUUCUCCCUGUUCAAGAGGAAAACUAGCAAUCUGUGUUUGUUGCAGUGAGAGAACGCCUCGUUUUUAUUCUCUGUCAAGUUUUAUGGUACCAAUUUGUACAAUUUUAAAAGUUCUUAUUUUAGUAUACAUGCAGAAUAUUCCAGUAUUACAACAAAACAUGUUAAGAAGAUAAGAUUAAAAAAAAUGUUACAGCAUCACACUUAUAUUUUCUGAACAUUGUAAUGUUGCUUUACUAUGUGCUUCAAUCUCCGAAGCGAAAAAAAAAAACUUUGAAAUAAAUGCUCUUUUUAUAAAAUUGUA
Molecule: messenger RNA, 5535 nt
Organism: Micropterus salmoides (largemouth bass)
Lineage: Eukaryota; Metazoa; Chordata; Actinopteri; Centrarchiformes; Centrarchidae
Gene: cdh11
Product: cadherin 11, type 2, OB-cadherin (osteoblast)
Exons: 16
Coding region: 843-3299 (818 amino acids)
Biological process (GO): homophilic cell-cell adhesion; adherens junction organization; cell-cell junction assembly
Cellular component (GO): catenin complex; plasma membrane; adherens junction
Molecular function (GO): cadherin binding; calcium ion binding
Source: RefSeq, a predicted model, not a curated record